ACAGGGUCAACUCUCGGAAUGAGAGUUUCCAUCUCGUCGUUGCGAUCAUCCUGCUCUCUAUCGCCUAGAAGAAUCCUGCUGUUGGCAACGCACACCAACGGCCGACUCAUUCAAAGUACCAUUAGACGAUAUGGCGUCGCACCACUCAAUGCCAGUCGAAUCGCAUUGCGCCAACGGAGAACGAAUAGCCUGAACCUCAAAAUCCCCCCACCUGGGUAUCGCCAACUACAUAGUCAAGCUAUAAGCGUGAAUGAACCGACCAUCUACGCGCUUUCCACGGCAUCCGGAAAAGCUGCCAUUGCCGUCGUCCGCAUAUCAGGACCGGCAUGCCGACAGAUAUAUGAGCGUCUUUGUCCCUCAACCGCGUUUCCGAAGCCACGGUAUGCCACGCUCCGCAAGCUGUAUGCGCCCAAUGCGCCUCCUUCGCCUACAACUGUUUUGGAUUCGGGCGCUCUAAUGCUCUACUUUCCUGCCCCGAAUACAGUCACAGGCGAAGACGUGCUCGAGCUUCACGUACACGGCGGACCGGCCAUUGUCCGCGCCGUUCUUGCCGCCAUACCCCAAUGCGCCUCCAAACCCGAUAGUUCAAGUCUGGAGACACCGCAGAUCAGGUAUGCCGAGCCUGGCGAGUUCACCCGCCGUGCUUUCGCAAACAACCGCAUGGAUCUUCCGCAAAUCGAAUCCCUGGGGGAAACUCUAUCAGCAACUACGGAGCAACAGCGCAAACUCUCAGUGCGGGGAACUACAUCCUCACUAGCUGCGCGCUACGAAGAUUGGCGGAUGCUUCUUCUCCAAGCUCGUGGGGAAUUGGAAGCAUUGAUCGAUUUCUCUGAAGAUCAACAUUUCGAUGAGUCGCCAGCUGUCCUAUGCGCGUCAGUUGCCAGUCAGAUACAAAAGAUAUCAGUUCAAAUGAACGCGCAUAUAGCCAAUGCGGUACGAGGCGAGCUUCUUAGAAGUGGUAUUAGCGUUGCGCUUCUUGGUGCGCCCAAUGCAGGGAAGAGCAGUCUUUUGAACCGAAUUGUGGGUCGCGAGGCUGCCAUCGUCUCGCAGGAGGCAGGUACAACCAGAGACAUUGUUGAGGUUGGCAUCGAUCUCGGAGGCUGGCUAGUGAAGCUGGGGGACAUGGCUGGUCUUCGGAAAGCUGGUCUCGUGGGUGGCGAAGUCGUAAGCCCUAUCGAGCAGGAAGGCAUCAAACGCGCUAAGCAACGGGCACUUGAGUCAGACGUCCUCAUUAUCGUUCAGGACGCCACAACCGACGUCGAUCCCGAGGUCUGCGAAACCGCCAGACAAUGUGUGGAACUAGGUAUCGAUGUCGUCGUAGCCAUCAACAAGACCGAUCAAGUAUCCCAGUCAAGAUUGGAAGAGUGGAGGUGCAAGGUACCAACGACGUUUACCGUUCCUACCCAGCGCGUCUUCUUCAUGUCUUGUGCCGCUACUGAAACGCUGGCAUCCCGAUCAGUACUGAAUAAUGACUCUGGAAACAUUCAAACUUUCCUUCGUGGCCUUCAAGAUAUCUUCCAAGACAUGACAAGUGCACUUGUGCCAGACGCGGAGCCUGAUCCAUCACUAUGGCAAGAAUCUUUGGGGGCGACCGAAAGGCAGCGUCUACUUAUCUCCGAAUGUCUGGCACAGUUGGACACGUUCUUACUGGCUGUCCAAAGCCCUUCGGAGGACAACGGGUCUAGUGUUGACUCCGAUCAGGCAGACGAAGUUGACAUUGUCGUUGCUGCUGAGUCACUACGACAGGCAGCCGAAUGCUUAGCGCGCAUCACUGGGCUUGGGCAGAGUGGUGACGUGGAGGAAGUCUUGGGCGUUGUAUUUGAAAAGUAA
Periconia digitata is the source of this 1830-nucleotide messenger RNA. Lineage: Eukaryota; Fungi; Ascomycota; Dothideomycetes; Pleosporales; Periconiaceae. The record is from the annotation of a GenBank genome assembly.